UACUUUCACUUCGAAGAAACGAUCGAAAAUAUCGCAUCGUGAUGACAUAUACCGGAGACAGGCGCCAGAAGCAUAUUAAUCAAAUCUACUGCGAACUAUCCCGCUUUGUCGGAUAAAACAAAGUAAAAUCAGAUCAUCUGGAUUUACUCUGGUUUCCUGUCGGGGGAGGAGCAGCAGCAUCUUGUAUCACAGAACCACGUCACUGUCAAACUUUUUGAAAACUUGAGACUUGUUUUUCUUCCUGGAGGAUAUCUGGGUCGGUGGGAGAGAUGCAGACGGCAUUUCGAUUAAAGUUAACCCCCGUUAAAGAGCCUCUGGGUUUUGUGAAAGUCGUGGAGUUGCUCACGGCUGUGCUUGCAUUCGGGACCUGUGGAGGAUAUACUGGCAGAAAUGUGGUUUCCAUCUUUUGUGGCGGAAGCAGCAAUGAAACCCUCAGUCCCACUUUCACCUACCCAUUCAGGUUAAACCAGGAGCUGCUGGUGGAGAACACCACUCUUUGCAACCGCACAGUUGCUGCAACUCAUCUUGUUGGAGACUCGUCGUCCUCGGUGGAGUUUUUCGUGGCUGUGGCUGUCUUAGCUUUCCUCUAUUCAAUGGUGGCUCUGCUGGUCUAUCUGGGCUACAUGCAUGUGUACCGAGACUCAGACUUCGGCCCGAUGUUUGAUUUCGUGCUGACAGCAGUCUUUGCGUUCCUGUGGCUGGUGUGCUCGUCUGCUUGGGCUCGAGGUCUGCAGACGGUGAAGGACGCCACCGGUACGGCUGGCAUUGAAUCCACUCUGGCGCUCUGUAGGGACAAUGUCAAAUGUGAAGUCACUGAUUACGCCAGCAUGCGCUCGCUCAAUAUAUCUGUGAUAUGUGGUUUCUUGAAUCUCAUCAUAUGGGCUGUGAACGCCUGGUUUGUGUAUAAGCAGACACGCUGGCACUCUCAGAAGGUCAACGCUCAACGGGGUCCAAAUCCUGCACCCAUCUAAACAAUUACCCCCCAGCAUAACGGUGCCCACCGUAGCCUUUAUGAAAAACACACAGUAACAGUUUAUGCUUUAUGCAGUUUGUCUGUAAGAACAAUAAUCAUAUGACUGCCGUCUCAAUUUGUGAAAUUUCUCUCUUCUCCUUUUCUGUUUUAUAUCUUUUGAUUUUUACUUUUAAUGGAAAUGCAAGUUUUUUGCAAAUGUACUAUUACGAGAAAUGCUACAUUUAUGAUGUAUUUUUUAUUGUCAACUCAAGUAUAAAAAUCUUGAGAACAGUUGUUUUGUCAACCUCUAUUCCUUCAAGCGUUACACAGCAUAUUUUCUGUGCAUUUUUGCUUUUAAAACUAGCAGUUUCUUAUUUCUUAUCAAAUUCCUUAUUGCGUUUAUAUUGUUAUCUAUGCCUAUUUUAUUCAGUAUUACGCUUCAGUGCAUUUUUAAUGGUGCUGGAGUUUUGUUUUGGAAGGUCUCCUCUCUUUUCUUUAGGCAAGCAUUGUUUUCCUGUCAUUUUUUGAUUAAUAAAACUGACUGUGAAGAGCAUUUGGUAGUGUUUGUGUACAUGCAGGACUUUGUGCUUCUGGGGAGAAAGUGUGAUUUCUUACUCAAAUAAAACCUGGCUUCCUUCU
This is a messenger RNA of Carassius auratus (goldfish), 1591 nucleotides long. RefSeq names its product synaptophysin-like protein 1. The record is from RefSeq and is a predicted model, not a curated record. Lineage: Eukaryota; Metazoa; Chordata; Actinopteri; Cypriniformes; Cyprinidae. The transcript is spliced from 5 exons. Gene Ontology annotation, cellular component: synaptic vesicle membrane; synaptic vesicle. Bases 270 to 971 code for a protein of 233 amino acids.